AUGUCCUACGAACACGAGGAACCGCUUAUAGUCGACCCGACUGCGGUCUCCAGUACAGCCUCCCAACAGCACCAGCAAGAGCAGGAAAUGCUUUCUUCGUACUCGGUUCCAAAACCCCCUGUAUCCACACAGCAAUCCACCGUGGCCACCGAUACAGAGACAGAGCCCAAUGCUCCUCCUCAGGAACAGCCUCGUACUCUCUGGAUGGGUGACUUGGACACGUGGCUUGACGAGGCCGCCAUAGUCGACUUGUGGUGGCAGAUAUUACGCAAGAAGGUGCACGUCAAGGUCAUCAAGCCCAAGAACCCAAAGCCCGAGUCUCCCUACAUGGGGUUGACCCACCUGGGCUACUGCUUUGUGGAGUUUGAAACCUACGACGACGCCCAGCAGGCAUUGGCUCUCAAUGGGCAAUUGCUUCCGGAUAUCGCCAUGCCUUCUCAACGCCAUUUCCCUAACAACCCGGACAACCAGAAGAAGUACUUUCGGUUGAACUGGGCCUCGGGUGCCACGCUCCUGGCUCCGAUCGUGCACUCGCCCGAAUACUCCUUGUUUGUGGGCGACUUGAGCGCCUCUACUACCGAGGCACACCUUCUUCUGUUUUUCCAAAAACUGUUUCCUAACUCCAUCAAGACCGUCAGGGUCAUGACCGACCCGGUUUCAGGCAAGUCCCGAUGCUUCGGAUUUGUCCGUUUCACCGACGAUUCCGAGCGCAGAAGGGCCCUUGUAGAAAUGAACGGCGCCUGGUUUGGCGGCAGACCGUUGAGAGUGGCCUUGGCUACACCUCGAAAUGCAUCCUCGUCGAGAUCGCCCAAGUCCGAUUUUAGAGGCAACGAUAUGGCUGCUCCAGGUCCCUACAUGGACCAACUGCAAGAGUACAUGUACAUGCCGCCAGGAGCUAACGCUCCCGUUCCUGGCGGCCACCCAGGUGGUCCAGGUUCUUCUUACUACUACACACUGCCGAUGAUGGGCGAUAAGGCCAACGAAAUGGGAUACAUGCCACAGGGAAUCCCACAGAGCGUCCAACCUCAGGGCCAACCGUACCUGGAUCCUACCAACACUACUGUUUUCGUUGGAGGUCUCUCUUCUGACGUGAGCGAGCAGACGCUUCUUACACUAUUCAUGCCCUUUGGCAAUUGCGGUUUCCUUAAAUAUUCUACUCGCGAGGAGGCCGAGGACGCUAUCCUGUCGAUGGAAGGUUUUAUUAUUGGCGGCAAUCGUGUGCGUCUAGGUUGGGGCCGAGUGUCUGCCAACAACAAAAAGUACCACCAGCAAAGACAGCAAUUUGCCCAUGUAGCACAAAUGCAAGCUGCUGCCGCCAUGUCUAUGGGAAUGGAUCCAGCUUCCGCUUAUGCUGCCGCCGCCGCCGCUGCUGCCGGAUAUCCACCUCAGAAUGCUGUUCCUGGCAGUCUGCCUGGCUAUCCUCCAGUGCCCAUGGGAAUUCCACAGAUGCAUCCAAUGGGAGCACCGGCUUACGGAGCACCAGAACAGGGUCACAAUGGUGGCGAGGAACAAGUUCCCUACUCACCUACGGCAACUACUCAAGAGGACCUUCAACCCGAGUCUGCUGAGCAGCCCGGCUUCAUCAACCCCGACAAUUUGGCAUCAACGUUUGACAAACUCAAGAUAGACCCCAAGGCCGAGAAGGCUGAGAAGAAGGCCUAA
Molecule: messenger RNA, 1662 nt
Organism: Candidozyma duobushaemuli
Lineage: Eukaryota; Fungi; Ascomycota; Pichiomycetes; Serinales; Metschnikowiaceae
Exons: 3
Coding region: 1-1662 (553 amino acids)
Cellular component (GO): cytosol
Molecular function (GO): mRNA binding
Source: RefSeq, a predicted model, not a curated record